CACCGAUACACACAGACAGCAUCCUAGAUGGAGAUAUCUGUGCAGUAGGGAGAGGCUGUCUGUGUAUUGUAUUGGCUUGGCUGUCUGACUGUCAGAGGGGUUUGCCCAUCUGCGUGGGUGACGAAUGCGAGGUGAGGGCAGGAAGACAGACAGAUAGUACUAGCUAUUCACACCGGCAACUAACAAUUUCCCCCCUCCCCUCCCCUCCUCAGUUCCUCCAGCCCUCCUCAUCGUCGAGCCCCAUCUCCCCCCCAUCACCAUGACCAUCUCCUCAGCCCCUCCAGCCCCCCCAUCCCCUCAGUCCCCCGAGCCCCCCCACACCAUGACCACCUCCGGCCCUCCCACGGCCGCAUCACCAUCUCGACGGUCAAUUCGUGCUCGGCCGGCCGGACUACCAGCUCCUCAAUCGACGAGUCCUCACCAUCGAACCGCGCGUAGGUCGGUCGCGUCACCUCCAUGCCGUACUCGGCCAUGUCGUUGCGCACACGGCCCUGGAUGAACAGCAAGAUGAGCUCGCUCUCGACUAAGGCAGCGGCUUCAGGUGCGGCGAAGAUGUCAGCUCGCUCGGUGAGCUUGAAGGUGGCGUGUUUGGGCCGCAGCUCAUGGACGAGGCGGAAGAGGUCCCGCAGCCGCUCGAGGACGCUCUCGGCUCUCGCGUUGUAGAUGUUCUGAAAGUUCUCGUCAACGAAAAACUCCGUAUCGAUGGGUCUGAUCUCGAUGGCGAGCUCUUGCACUUUGGGGUACUGGCGGGUGGUCUGGGGGGAGGGGAAGGCGACCGGGGCGGCUCGGGUGAGAGACAGCGGCUCGUCAUAUGCCAUCUCCAGCUUCUGAUCGGCGCACACACAAUGCGGGGUCGACUGAUAAGGCACACUAUGCGCGGAUGGAUGGUGGAUGGCAACACCAGAUAGAUGUACCUUGAGCGGCUUUGGCUUGAUGCCCUGCUGAAUGUAUGCGAGCGCCUCAGAGGCCACGAUGCCGCUGACCGUAUGCGUCCACAGCUUGUCCACGGCAGGCCACCCGAGGUACACGUGUGUGAGGGCGGGGAGGGAUGAGAGGAGGCGCGAGAGUCGGUUGGGCGUGGGGGGAGGGAUCAGGUACUCGGGAUCGCAAGUCGGCUCAUGUUUGAGACCGUCGUCCGUCAGGUAGAGCUCCGUCACGUUACUGAAUCGACACAUCCACACACACAUCCACAGCGAGAUUACGUGAAGCGCCUUUAUUGCUCUCUUUCUCUGUCUCACUCACCAGAGUGAUUUGAGCGUGCCCUCCUCGGUCAGCCACUGUGGGAUGCCGUUCAAAGACCCGGCAUCGACAUCUUGGUUGUCUUUGGCGAGCUCGACCUCCAGGCGCCUGGCGUUGUUCAGCCGGAUGCCGCUGAAGUGCAGGCUGGUGGAAUCGCUUUGGCCAUAAUUAGUCGUCAAUGACACGGUGUCGCCCCCUCCCGCGUGCCGUUUGACGGUCUCUACCCAUGUGAGGGUCUCGGCAGUCGGCGGACCCUCUGUGCUCUCAUCGCCGCACUCGAUGCGUGUCACACCUCCUUGCCGCACCACUCCCCAUCCCAUCUGCUCUGCCGCCUGAAUCGUCCCCACCGAGUCUCCGCUCAUGUAGGGUCGAUCGAACGGGUCACGGACGAUGUCGAGGGGGCAGUGGAUCUUCAGCUGGCGCUUUGUGGAGGCCCCCGACGGAGAGGGGGGGAAGGAGGGGGAGGGGGCAUCACACGCGCUGCUGGACGACGCCGCCGUACCGCCGCGGGGCGUCAGCUGGCGCAGCAACGUCACCAGCUUGCUGGUCUCCCUGUCGCUGCCACCCAGCUUGAGGUGGCCGACGUGGCGCAGAUUCUUGAGCGAUGAGAGGGCAGCGGUAGUGAGGGGUACGCUGGAUUCAGCCUCCCCUUCGUAGCAGCACAGCAGUGGGUAGAUGUCCAGGUGGCUGAGGGAUCGGGACGAGCCCAGGAUAAAAGCCAGGCUGCCAUCAAAUGCGGCCCUCUUGGCUGCAACGGAGGGGGGCCAGUCUGCCGUGAUGCACUCGCCCGCGGAGACCACCUUGCCGGUGAUGCACUCGCCCGCGGAGACCACCUUGCCGGUGAGGCGCUCGAGUGCUGGGCACACGAGCUUCUGCUGCUGGAAGAGAUGCAGUCCAUCGAGGCUGUCCACCUCAACCGACGUGACCGACGGAAACACCGCAUCGGGCCCCUUGACCUGUGCCACCGGCAGGUCGCUCGCCGCGUCCUCCUCAGACGCUUCGCCACCAUCUGCAUCACCGUGUCCAUCUCGCUGGUUCUUGGCUUGUGUCGUCUGGAUGGCUUUGAGCGUGUCAGUGUGGUGGACCAGCUGCAGCGAGACGAAGGCGAACAGCCGCGCCCGGCCGAUCUCCUCGACCUCCUCCUCUUUGGGCAGCAGGAUGACGGCGUGCUGCUGCUGCUCGAACGUCACCAGGCUGCCGUUGGGCCCCGUGCAGCUGAGGUCGUGGUUGGGACGGUGCCAGUUGAUAACGCGGAUCAGCGAGUAGAUGGCCCAGUAGAAGGCCCGGCAGACACAGCUCAUCGCCAGGCGCUCGUUGACGGACUCAUACGAUGACACGUUGAGCCAGAUGAGCCCAUCCAGAAGGCUCGUGAGGGUCUUCGGUGCGCUGCUGUUGGAUGAGUCAUGGCUCUGGGCCGGAGGGGCUGUACGAGGGCGUUUGGCUGGCGGGCCGUCCAUCGCCCAGCAGACACACACCAGAGAUCAGCUACGCUACGCUGCUACAGCUUCCUGCAGGUCCACACACACAGACGCACACAGGACAGAGGAUGACGCGCCGUCUGUCGUGCUGUUUCUCCCGGCCCGCUUACAGUUAGUGCGAUGGAUGUACGGCUGCAUGACCCUCUCGUCCAUCUUGGCCCGGCCGUCUAUGCCCUCUGGUGGCGGUCGGCGCGUCGUUGCAUCAUGUCACUCAUGUUUGUCGGAAUUUGAGGGUGCGCUACCACAGGAACACCUUACCAAACGGUCAGGCAGCAAACUUGCUCCUUUCCUGCGCGAGAAAGGCAACGCACAGCCAUUCUUCUCGGCAAGAUUCUUC
Vitrella brassicaformis is the source of this 3054-nucleotide messenger RNA. Lineage: Eukaryota; Vitrellaceae. The record is from the annotation of a GenBank genome assembly.